Messenger RNA from Candidozyma haemuli, 1440 nucleotides. RefSeq names its product ubiquitin-specific protease (gene UBP6). The transcript has a single exon. Gene Ontology annotation, molecular function: protein binding; proteasome binding; cysteine-type deubiquitinase activity. Bases 1 to 1440 code for a protein of 479 amino acids. Gene Ontology annotation, biological process: proteasome-mediated ubiquitin-dependent protein catabolic process; protein deubiquitination; regulation of proteasomal protein catabolic process. The record is from RefSeq and is a predicted model, not a curated record. NCBI's taxonomy places the organism in Eukaryota, Fungi, Ascomycota, Pichiomycetes, Serinales, Metschnikowiaceae.
AUGACUUACAAAAUCCCAAUUAAGAAUGCCGGCAAGGUUUACGAUAUAGAGUUGGAAGACUCAGCCACAGGUGCUGAUUUCAAGCAAAAAAUCCAGGAACUUACCCAGAUCCCUCAAGCUCGUCAAAAGAUCUUAGUCAAGGGAGGCAAAGUCACCGAUGAUGUGGUGAUUGCAGACCUCAAAUUGAACCUCAAAACCCCAAUUAUGGUUUUGGGAACUCCAGAUAAGGAUCUUCCUGUCAAGGCUCCAGAGAAGCAGGUGUUCUUGGAGGACUUGAAUGAAAACCAGUUGAGCAGAAGGUCUGAUGAACCAUCCGGAUUGGUGAAUUUGGGCAACACGUGCUACUUGAAUUCGUCCUUGCAAGCAAUUUAUAACAAUAAGGACAUAGCAUCGCGUGUGGACGAGUAUGCUGGCCAGCUGAGUGGCAACUCUCUUGUUACUAGCUUGAAGGGUAUCUUCUCUGCCAUGAACAAGAAGCAAGAGGACGUGAACCCUACUUUCUUCCUUAUGCAAUUCAGAAGUACAUUCCCACAGUUUGCAGAGCAGGAGAGAGGAUUCUAUAAGCAACAGGACGCUGAGGAGGCGUACUCGCAGCUACUUAGCGUGUUGAGCAAUGCCUUGAACGUGGAGGACUACUUGAGAGUUGAUUUCAAAACGAACACUAAGUGCUUAGCAUUGCCUGAAGAGGAGGAGAAGAUCGGCGCUGAAAGUGCCCUCAAACUCAACUGUCACAUAGACAUCAAGACCAACUUCUUGAGAGACGGUCUUUUGAAUGGCUUGAAGGAUACGCUUGAAAAGUAUAACGAUACUUUGCAGUCCAACACGGACUACGAAGUCAAUAAGACCAUCACCAGACUUCCAAAGUAUUUGACAGUGCAUUUUGUCAGAUUUUUCUGGAGAAGAGACACACAAAAGAAGUCUAAGAUUCUCAGGAAGGUCCAGUUCCCAUUCGAGUUGGACGUGGCUGAAAUGCUCGAUGACUCUAUCAAGCCAGAAAAAGUAAAGGUCAGAGAUCAAUUGAGAAAAAUCGAGAAAGAUAACACUGAAUUGAUUAGAGACUUCAAGAAAGCAAAGAAGGAUACAUCUUUGACCCCUCAGCAACAACAAGAGGAGGAGGAAAUGAAGCUAGCAUCUAUUAAGUCCAAAUUCACGGACGACUUCCAGGAUGUCUUGCCUGAGUCUAUUGACCUAAGUAAGACGACAGAGAACCCUUCCUCUGUCUACGAAUUGAGCUCCAUUGUCACACACCAGGGUUCUUCGGCCGACUCUGGCCACUACCAGGCCUUUGUUCGCGACGAAAACGAUUUGGACGGUAACAAAUGGUGGAAGUUUAAUGAUAACAAGGUCUCUACUGUUUCCAGAGAGAAGGUCGAGAUGCUCGCUGGAGGCGGUGAGAGUGAUGCUGCAUUGAUCCUUUUCUACAAAGCCAAGGGUUUGUAA